Molecule: messenger RNA, 1533 nt
Organism: Erigeron canadensis
Lineage: Eukaryota; Viridiplantae; Streptophyta; Magnoliopsida; Asterales; Asteraceae
Product: sugar transport protein 8-like
Exons: 4
Coding region: 13-1533 (506 amino acids)
Biological process (GO): monosaccharide transmembrane transport
Cellular component (GO): membrane
Molecular function (GO): monosaccharide transmembrane transporter activity
Source: RefSeq, a predicted model, not a curated record
CACACCACCAUUAUGCCUGCCCAAGUUAUGUCCGUCAAUGGAGGUUCCGCCCAUGACAUUCCGGCUAAGCUCACCGGUCAAGUUGUCGUUUGUUCCAUCAUUGCCGCAUGCGGUGGCCUUAUGUUUGGUUACGAUAUCGGUAUUUCAGGUGGAGUGACAUCCAUGGAUGUGUUCUUGAAAAAGUUUUUUCCAACGGUUUUUGAAAGGAAACAUCAUGCCAAAGAAAACAACUAUUGUAAGUUUGAUGAUCAGCUCCUCCAACUGUUCACGUCGUCUCUCUACCUUGCUGCCGUAGUUUCUAGUCUUAUCGCGUCCUCGUGUUGCAAAAAAUAUGGACGCAGAAUCACCAUACGACUAGCUUCUAUAUUCUUUCUAAUCGGGGUACUUCUUAAUGCCGCUGCCAUGAACCUCAUGAUGCUCAUCUUUGGACGGAUUUUUCUCGGUGCUGGAGUUGGAUUUGGUAACCAGGCUGUGCCGCUAUUCAUAUCAGAGAUUGCACCACCAAACUACCGAGGGGGGCUAAACGUCUGCUUCCAGUUGUUAGUCACCUCAGGGAUCCUAUUUGCAAACAUAGUAAACUAUUUCACCUCGGGCCACCCAUAUGGGUGGAGGAUUUCAUUAGGUGGUGCCGCCGUCCCAGCUCUAUUUCUAGCCUUUGGGUCCUUGGCAAUCGUUGAGACGCCCACAAGCCUCAUUGAGCGUGGAAAGCCAGAACUCGGGUUGGUCACUCUUAGAAAGAUCCGAGGGGUUGAAGACGUGCAGAAAGAAUACGAUGAAAUAGUAGCCACCACAGAGUUAUCCAAACAGAUCAAAAGCCCAUGGAAGAACUUGAUGAAGAGAAGAAGCCGUCCUCAGCUUAUAACCUCGGCACUUCUUCAAAUAUUCCAACAGUUUACUGGUAUCAAUGUGAUCAUGUUUUAUGCACCUGUUCUGUUUCAGACUAUGGGGUUUCAUAGUGACGCGUCUCUGCUGUCCGCUGUUGUGACUGGGGUCAUUAAUGUGUUUGCUACAUUGGUUGCGGUUUUUACUGUUGAUAGAUUUGGAAGAAGGGUUUUGCUUAUUGAAGCUGCCAUCCAAAUGCUUAUUGCUCAGGUUGCAUCAGGAUGUAUACUAGCAUCAAUGUUGAAAACUACAGGUUCUAUACCAAAGACAUACUCAUACGUGGUGCUCGCGUUGAUAUGUGUAUUCGUAGCAGGGUUCGCGUGGUCAUGGGGCCCUUUAGGGUGGUUAAUCCCUAGCGAAAUAUUCCCACUCGAGACAAGAACAGCCGGUUUCUUUGUUGCUGUUAGCAUGAACAUGAUAUUCACUUUCCUCAUCGCGCAAGCGUUUCUCACAAUGCUUUGUCAUAUGAGAGCCGCGAUCUUUUUCUUCUUUUGUGCGUGGAUCGUGAUCAUGCUUAUUUACGCUAUAGCCUUUUUGCCCGAGACCAAAGGGGUGUCGAUAGACGAAAUGAACGACAAGGUUUGGAAGAAGCAUUGGUUUUGGAAGAGAUAUUUCGAUGAUGAACGUGAACAAGCCCGGGACAAGCCUUGA